Oncorhynchus nerka (sockeye salmon) is the source of this 3004-nucleotide messenger RNA. RefSeq names its product tumor necrosis factor receptor superfamily, member 18 (gene tnfrsf18). Gene Ontology annotation, molecular function: tumor necrosis factor receptor activity; antigen binding; CD154 receptor binding. The transcript has 7 exons. The record is from RefSeq and is a predicted model, not a curated record. Lineage: Eukaryota; Metazoa; Chordata; Actinopteri; Salmoniformes; Salmonidae. Gene Ontology annotation, biological process: immune response-regulating cell surface receptor signaling pathway; response to type II interferon; TRIF-dependent toll-like receptor signaling pathway. Gene Ontology annotation, cellular component: CD40 receptor complex; plasma membrane; external side of plasma membrane. Bases 489 to 1292 code for a protein of 267 amino acids.
ACGAUGCUGAAUGGGUGUAGACAAAGAAGGGCUCUCCAGUAGUAGUACCAAAACAUUCAAAGGCCAUUUUCUCAAAAGUGGCUAUACAAGUUUAUCAACUUUCAAAGCAGAAUAACUUUCCCAUUGUUCCUCAACUGUAGUGUAUGAUAUACCAUGUUGUAGUCUCUACUUUAAUUCAAUGUACAAAAAAACAAUCUCAAAUUUUGCUACAUAAGACCGAUUUGAGGGGUCGGUCACAAAUGUGCUCAAGUUUUACCGUGAGACCUGCAGUUUUUUGCUUGACAAUCACCAGCUAACAAAAUGUAAUGACCGCCACAGCCCUAGUCAUGCGUGUGUCAGCAGAGUCUGCUUUCACUGUACCUUUUCACAGAAAAGCUCACCACACUGGCAAACCGAGAGAGAGAGAGAGAGAGAGAGAGAUAUACCUGACGCCACUGUGCAACGUCACUGUGCACAGCAAAUAAAAACCCCACGGUUGAAAGGAGAGGAUGCUUAACAUUAUGGACACUCAAUACAUACAGAUGACAGUCAUAUGUCUUCUGUGUUUUUGGACUAUGGGUUUAGCAGCGGAUCUACGAUGCAAUCAUAUGUAUGAAAAAGAUGGCAGAUGUUGUGAACUUUGUCCACCAGGCACAUUUUUGAAGAAGCACUGCACUACUCAUGCCAAAACCGACUGUGGUGACUGCCCAGCGGACUCCUACUCUGAGUUCAGUGACCGCGUAGAGAACUGUCAACCAUGCCUCAAAUGCCAACAGGUCUAUGCAAGAGCAUGCACCUCAACCGCAAACGCAAACUGUUUGUGUGGCUCUGGUUUCCUGUGCUCAGACCAUGUCUGCUCAAAUUGUGAAAAGGAAAAGAAAUGCCGCAAGGGAGAGGAACUGAAGAGAACAGGUUCCAGGGAAUACACUUGGAAAUGUGUCCCAUGUCCUAAUAACACAUACUCUGACACCGAACAGGGUCACUGCAAACCAUUGACACAGUGUGAUACACAUGGAUUUAUUGAGAUCUUCCCUGGGAACAAGACCCAUAACUCAAAAUGUGGUAUACAUGAGCAAGAAAACGAAGAGGACGGGCAUUACAUUCUGGCCAUUGGCUUCUUCUUCUUUGCUGUCGUCCUCUUGGUGUUCCUCACUUAUGCCUGCAUCAGGAGAAUCAGGCACAAGCCUAACGCUAAUAUACAUGGCUUCCCACUGUCAAAAGAGGAGAGUGGAAGCCAGCUCAUCCAGCAGGCUGAAACCAAGGACAAUGCCAGCCAGAUUCUGCUGUCCAUGGCGAGCAUCUCCACUGUGUGAUAUCUUACAUCUGCUUGCAGGAGUGCUUUGACUUCAGGGUAGCAUGUCAGCUAGUCCUGAAUGACCAAAUGCUACUUCUACAAUUUGUUUUGCAGUUAGCCUGCUAUAAUUUCCUUGUCUUUUGUAAUCUUGUUUGUUGCUAUUUCGUGUAUUUGUGCAGUCUUUCAUCAAUACUAAGUAUUAUUUUAUAUAGCUUUCUUACUUUUUUGCACAAUUAAUACUGUUUUUACUCUUUCUAAAGAAUCCCAACAUUUUGCUUUUUUUAUUUAACCUUUAUUCUUUACAGGUUUUUUCACAUUAAGAUAAAAAUCUAUUUUUCAAGAGAGACCUGGUCCAACAGCUACAGGGGGGACAAAGUUUCAGGCAAAACAUCUUACAACAUUUAACAAAACAUUAAACACACAUACAGUAACACAAUGACAUAUUACAUUAAAAAACACAAAUGUCAUAACUAAAAAACAGCUGUCCUAACGACAAUGACAUUUUAUGAUAUUUACAUCGACCAAGUGUUUAAACUCCACCAACGUGACUAGAUCAUCUAAUUUUAAAAUGUUCAGGAGAGAAUUCCAGGACAACGGAGAUGAGUAACUAAAACUAUUUCGACCAUGAUCUGUUCUAAUUCUUGGUACUGCAAGAAAGCAAAUGAGAAUAGGACUGUAAUCUAUAUUUAUUUACUGACCUGAUUAAAAAAGAACAGAGAUAGUGACAUUAUACCCAAUAUGGCCUUUUAAAUCAGUGCAUACCUGUGUUUAAGACUACGCAAGGUCAAUGACGACCUGCCAACGGCGCAGUAGAGAUCACAAUGACAUGUUAGACGUUUUUGAUUGGUAAUGAACCCUGAGGGCCUCAUGAUAUGCUGAAUGAAGUGCUCUCAGGGUAGUAGUUGAGGCCUGUAUAUAUACACAGUACCAGUCAAAAGUUUGGACACACCAACUCAUUCAAAGGUUUUUCUUUACUUUUCUAUUUUCAACAUUAUGGAAUAAAAGUGAAGACAUCAAAUCUAUGAAAUAACACAUAUGGAAUCAUGUAGUAACCAAAAAAGUGUUAAACAAAUCAAAAUAUAUUUUAUAAAUUAGAUUCUUCAAAGCAGUCAGCUGUGUGCUUAGGGUUGUUGUCCUGUUGGAAGGUUAACUUUCGCCCCAGUCUGAUGUCCUGAGCGCUCUGGAGAAGGUUUUCAUCAAGGAUCUCUCUGUACUUUGCUCCCUUCAUCUUUCCCUCGAUCCUGACUAGAAUCCAAGUCCCUGCAGCUGAAAAAUAUCCCCAUAGCAUGAUGCUGCCACCACCAUGCUGCACUGUAGGUUUCCUCCAGACAUAACACUUGGCCAAAGAGUUCAAUCUUGGUUUCAUCAGACCAGAUAAUCUUGUUUCUCAUAGUCAGUCCUUUAGGUGACUUCUGGCAAAUUCCAAGCGGGCUGUCAUGUUACCUGAAUAUGUUACUUUACUUUGAUUUGCCUUUCCUUCCAGGUUACCCAUUUGGUCAUUUUGUAAAUAUAUAUUAUUUUCUGGAACCAUUACAUGUACCCAUCUCAUUGUUAUUUAAUUAUUAGAGAUAUAUAUAUUUUUAAAUAGCACCCGCCAUAGGUCAUGUCUUCAAUGGUCAUGUGAGAUGAAAUGUCUAUAUUUUGGGAUGUGAACACUCAGUGUGUUGAACCUGAUGAAGAUCUGUUUCGAAUCGAAAUGUUGUCAAUAAAACAGUGAAUUGGGAGCUUUAA